Messenger RNA from Helicoverpa armigera (cotton bollworm), 875 nucleotides. It is a transcript of the gene Mpp6, whose product is annotated as M-phase phosphoprotein 6. The record is from RefSeq and is a predicted model, not a curated record. The transcript is spliced from 2 exons. Lineage: Eukaryota; Metazoa; Arthropoda; Insecta; Lepidoptera; Noctuidae. Bases 223 to 669 code for a protein of 148 amino acids. Gene Ontology annotation, biological process: maturation of 5.8S rRNA.
GAUUAGACCUCGCACAUGCUUGAUAAUUAAAUAUAAAUACUUUGUACACUGCAAGUUCUGAAGAGGUAAUAAAAUGGCAUUCAAAAGGUUGAUAUUCUUCUGAUGAACCCACGAGUAUAUCUAUGCAAACUGCGGUGAACAGGUUAAAUUUAUUUCACCGUCGGCUUAGCUUUUGUAAAAAUAAGUUUUUCACGUGCUGAAAUUGGUUGGAACUAAGUAACCAUGGCAGGAAAAAGCAAAAAAAUACAAUUACCCAAAUCUGUUUUGGAUAUGAAGUUCAUGAAGAAAACAAAAGAGAGGAUAGAAAAAGAAAUAGAAAAUACACAAGACCUUGAUAGUUUAUAUUCUAAUAUAAUUACAAAUGAAAUGCGGAGUGCUUCUGGUAACUUUAUAUCAGAGUCUAGCUUCAUAUUUUGUGAAACAAUGCUCGAAGGCAGGCUAUCAUUUAAGGGUAUGAACCCAGAGAUUGAAAGGCUUAUGGAGCUAGAGAAUGGAGCCAAAACUGAAGAUAACAGUGGUGAAAUGGUGAAAGAUGUUUCGGAUGAUAUUCUUGCUAAGAAAAUGGAAAAGUUCAAUAAGAUGAAAAGACCAAGCAAUAGCCCAGUUACUGAAGUAACUAAGAAUAAAAGACGGAAAGAAAAACACAUAAAGAGUGAGGAAAAUCUGUAGACCAAUAACAUAGAACAUGAGCUGGCUAUCUGAAAUUGUAUGAUGGAUUACACGGGCAACUAAAGUAUUGCAAUAUUGAGGCAAUGGAUGUGCUGAAUCAUUUGCUCUUAGCUUAGCUACAUUCUGACCCUUGUUGUAUAUGAAAAAUAUUGUAUUGUGAAAAUAUGUAAAACAUGACUAUGUAUGAGACUCAUCCUCCGAGCCUU